AUGUGGGGUGGACACGGUGGUCCUGGCGGCCCCGGCGGUUGGGGACCCUGGGGUACAAAGGCUAGCGGCAUCAACUGCGACGCAUGGACUACUUGGACGGCCGGCUGGGGUCCUUACUCCUCUUGGACGGGCACCUGGUCUGGCUGCAGUUCAACGACUGCUUCUCCUGUCCCUGCUACCAUCACCACCACUGUGACGACCGGCGGCUCGACUCAAGUCAUUACCGGCACCACAUUCGGCGUCCAGGCUGUCGCUGCUGCUACGACUGGCUCCAGCUCCGAUAAUGCUGCGCCUUCGCUCCGUGGUCUCGGCGCUUGUGGUGCCCUGGCCGCGGCCAUCUUCGCCACAAUGCUUGCGUUGUAG
Capronia coronata CBS 617.96 is the source of this 363-nucleotide messenger RNA. RefSeq lists its product as uncharacterized. The transcript has a single exon. The coding region runs from base 1 to 363 and encodes 120 amino acids. Lineage: Eukaryota; Fungi; Ascomycota; Eurotiomycetes; Chaetothyriales; Herpotrichiellaceae. The record is from RefSeq and is a predicted model, not a curated record.